UUACAGGGUCACAGAACACCUCUCCAGGUGACGGCAGCAUAUGUAAACGGCACAGAGAAUGCUAUAUUAGCAUAUGAGGUUUCAUUUGCACCACCACCAUCCAAAGAUAGUACCUCACUUGAGCAGGAACAACAAGCCCUUUACGAGAACUGUGACGAUGUUAAACCCAGCACAACAUCAAAGAAUUGGGAAGUGAGUAGGGAAUUUGUCCACAUAGUUAAAGACAUUGGAAAGGGUACUUUCUCUAAAGUUGCCAAAGGAGAGGCUUGGAAUAUUAAAGGCGUGAAGGGCUUGACUACGGUAGCAGUAAAAAUGCUGAAAGGUCGGUGAUAUUUUGAGAUUGAAACCUAUGAUUAGUAAAGCGCUUAUUUAUAAUAAUAUGUUUGCUUAGUUAUUGCUUUUGUGUUUGGAUAGAAAACUCCCCGGAUUCUGACAAGGAGGACCUGCUGUCAGAACUGAAUUUGAUGAAACAGAUGAAACCUCAUCCUCACGUGAUCAAGCUACUAGGAUGCGUCACAGAAACUGGUAAAUGGAGUAAUUAUCUGCCACGCCCUUUCACCCUAUAUAGACCUUAAUAGAGAGACCUGGUUAAAACCACAUUUUUUACUAUGAUUUACUUGUUAUUUCUACAGUUGGCUAAGGCACCAGUGUUGUGUUUUAUUGUCUAAAAAACUUCUAAAAAAUCUUUUAACAAAAGUUUCAGAGAAAGGUGAUUACAGAAAACGCAAAUCAUCUCAGUCGAAAACAACGAACCUUUAGAGAUAAUUCUAUGACUAGCGAUCUACAAAUUGUAUAAUUAUCACGUUUUUAAAUAACUCUAAAAUGAAUCAUGUAUCAUACAAUCUUUUCUCACAGAGCCUUUACUCGUGCUCAUUGAGUAUAUUCCUUACGGUGAUCUAUUGGGGUUCCUAAGGAAGAGUCGGGGUCUCAAGGACACGUACUACAACAGUCCCGAUGUAAAGCCGCAAACAAAUCUUACUUCACGGCAGCUUAUGCAAUUUGCCCAGCAGAUAGCUGAUGGAAUGAAUUAUCUCUCAUCUUGUAAGGUAACGACAAAGUGGUGGAUACAUGUAGGAAAUUUAAAAUGUUAAUGAUAAAGGCAAUGCUAAUUGUGCCAAAUUAAGGACAGCUAGUCACCGAGCAAUUUUUUUCUUUUAUAUUUUUCUGUCGCAAACAAAAAAAAAUACAUCGAUUGAAACUAUUGAAAUAAUUAUAGUAUAUAGGAUUAACAAGGGCUUUGGAAGAUUCUGUUAGCACGUGGGACGAGUGUAAGAGUCACAGGAGUCAAAAUUAAAAAAUACAUUUCACUAUGGAUUGCAAGUGCGGUUUCGUGUGAUUACUCAAGAUUCUCUUCAUGAUUAUACCUGUUUUAAUGUAAUUGACUUUAUCAAGAGAAAACUGAUUUUGUCAAAACUGAAUAGGCAUGAAUGAAAAAAAAUUGACUUGCUUAAUAUUAUUUUAAUUUUUGGCCAGAUUAUCCAUCGCGACUUGGCAGCAAGAAAUGUCCUUGUAGGUGAAGGAGAAAACUGUAAGGUGACAGAUUUUGGAAAGGCGAGGGAUGUAAACCAAGAUGACAUUUACACAAAGAAAAGUCGGGUUAGAAUUUUUCAAAAGUUGCUCUAUAAAACAGUUUUUCGAGACGCAUUUCAUGACUGCUUCUGAGGAGAUGACGAAUGUUACACAUUUUCCAUUUUCUUAGGGGAUGAUAGGAAGGUGAUGGCUUACUUGUCUGGUGCUUGUCAUCUUAACCACUUGACGCAAUUAACGGUCGAUGAGCAUAAAAGGAGGAAGGAUUUGCGAUGCAGAGAUCACAGCUUCAAGUCGACUUCAUCAAUCACCGGGUCCUAACACUAAUUGCUUUUCCUUCAAAUUCUAAAAUUUACUGAAAACCAAUUUUUUUUCCAGCUUCUUAGUACGAAAACAGCUUUAUUAUGCUACAUGCGGUUUUUAUUCCAUGACAGCCUGGCACACUUGUCCUUGUUGUUGUUUUCUUUCGUAUUCUUUCUUUUUAACAUUUUUAUAACGUUAUAUUCAUUUGCGAUCAAACAGGGUCGUCUGCCAGUAAAGUGGACUGCUCACGAGGCUUUACUUUAUGGAACAUAUACAACCCAGAGUGACGUGUAAGUGAGUCAUCGUUAAGCUGCAAUUUUCGUAAAAACAUUCUGAAUAGUAGUUAUUACGCAUUGUCGUUUUAAAUUGUAAGAUACGAGCCCUUUAGCUUAAGAACAUCACUGUCAAGAGUCUAUGUUAAAGAGAAACCAAGGGAUCUAGGUUUGCUCUUAUAGAUGUUUUCAAUAUAAUGUUAAGCCAAGAAGCUAUACUCUCUUAAUUUUGCGUCUAUUUGUCUGUUUCAUGCUUUGCACUCAGUCGUUCCUCGGGAUUUUUGGAGGUAUUCGAGGCACCAGGGUUGAUGGGAAAGGCGAAAACACAGGAGCGCUCCAAUAGGUCGAGUCGAUCUAUAGCUCAGAAAAUGGUCCGACACGUCGAACCUUUCUUACUGUGUUUUGCUUAAAUCCUAAGAUUAAAAGGGAAAAGAAUUAGGGAGCUACGAUUUCUUAACCACUACACAAAGCAAUCGCUACCAGCCUUAAUUUUAUAGCAUUGCUAUGUAGUGUUAAACAGAAGAUAAAAGCUUACAAACUAGUAACCAUUCUAAGUCAGUGCUUAACCCUAUAAUCACUUUGCAUUAGUGCGAACCAUUAUCGCACCUUUAUUUUCUCACUCCUUUUUCCUGUUAAAUUGGUUACCAUUACGCUCUUUCAAUUUAGUUCUAAUUUUCUACUAAAUAUAUAUUAUAGAAUCUUGAAUGCAUUCUUCCCAUGUGCAUUUGCGUUUCGAAAACUUUCCCAUUUGUCGAGGGAAUUUUAGUAUAUCAUGUUUAAGUAUAUACACACUCAGUGAUCUUGAUGAUUCGAGCAAUCUGAUUGAUUCGCUAUCUUGGACUAUGACUUUUUAGUAUUUACCAAAUCAGUAAAUAGCAAUGUUCGCGCAUUAUGAUUGGCUGCCGUAACUCGGAAUAUCCUAGGCUACUCCAUGUUUUGCGACCGGAGCCAAGAUGGCGUCUCGUUUCGAGACAUUUUCGGAAGACGAAAUUUGUGCGAUAAAUGUAGCAGUAAUACAAACAAAUACUAAGAAGGCGACUUUGGCUUGUCGUUGUUCACUGGUAAGUAGAAAAUGAUUUUCAUGCCGAAUUUGCAACAAAAUCGUAAAAUGCACUUGACAAAAUCCCCGAAAUGUUUGUAAAUUGUAAACAAAGAUCCUACCAAGUGACGUUUCUAAUUUACAAAAAGUUACUUUUUUUCAGUUUUAUCCAACUGCAUGAUUCUGUAAACACUAAAACAACUAUAUAUCCCCCUCAGAGUCGGUAAACAGCGCUUCGCGUCUCGGUAUAUAUCACUACUGUUCACCUCCCCUUCGAGGAGUAGCUGUACGCUAGGCGGUGAAUAUAAAGCAAAACAAAGUCACUGUCGUGAACUGGGUGUUUUGCCAAAGUUUCAGAGUAAGAACGUUUUGAAAAUACAAGAAUAUCUUAGUGUUGAUGAUUUUGAAGGUAAGUAAAGACUUCGUGGUGUUUCAACAGCGUUAAUUAUUGUGAAUUGAUUUACUGUAGCUGACUUUUUACACACUCGAAGCAAUUUUUACCACUACAAUUAUCUUUGAUCUCUUUCGAUCUCCUCGAUCGUAGCCGCUGUUGACAGCAAUUGCAAGAAGCGGCAAAAAACUUUCUCGUUUACGGUGAGUUGACAGAACGUUUUCUUCUCAAAAGGGGUAGUAAUUUAACCUUUGGACGUUUUCUUUCAAACAAUUGAUGCUAAAGCCUACAAAAAGAUUAUUUAGAAACUAUGAUUGUAGAAGAUACUGUAAGCUUAAAGAUUUAACUUUCGCGAAUCUUCUGUUUACGGCUACAUGUUCACGCAUGUAUUCACCCGUUAAUCAAACCAAUCGUUUUUACCUUCUGUUGAGAUCACUUCGUGUGUAUACACUACAACAAUUAUUCACCUUGGGCUCAGUUCACAUUGUUGAAUAUCGAUCAGCUGGGGUAUUGAUUUACGUGUAAUGUUUUCUUUGUUAUCCUUAGUUGGAGUUUUGGUAUUGUCCUGUAUGAAAUUUUCACUAUUGGUAAGUUUAUUCAGAGUAUCCAGUCUAGCGCAUACUUGACUAAGUUUUUUAUUCUUGACUUUGACAACAAAACUGUGGAACAGGUCAUUGUAAGCUUGAAAUUUUAAUGUGAGGUACAAUUAUUUAUGUGAACUGCCGAAGUUGUCUAACGUGAUCGAUCGAAACUGCAGGUGGAUCCCCGUACCCAGGAAUAAACGGGCGCGACAUUCCAAACAAGCUUCAGAAGGGAUACAGAAUGCCCAAACCGAAACAUGUUGAAAAAAAUCUGUAAGUAUUCACAGAUUCAGUUAAAGUUUUAUGACUGCGUCUUAAGCUAUGUUCAGGCUAUACCAGAUAUCUUUUGUGCUGCGACACACAGUACGAUACCAUAGCGGAUAGGGCUUCUGUUCACACAUAAGGACGGUGAUUUUCGUGAUUUACGGAGUGAGGCUCUGCCACACCGUCCCCUGAAGUAAAGAUGCACAUAUCGGAUAGGUGUUGUUAUUUCAACGGAUAGCAUUUCGUGUCGGUACGAAAAGCUAUAAGGUAUAAAGUGAAAAUCUGAGCCUCAAUGGUAUGGAUUGUCACUACCUAAGAGCAAAUUAAGGAUGCAUUCUUUAUAGUUGCAUGCAGGUAGCUUGCGAAAAAUCAAUUAUACUUUUCUGCGUUCGUUGCUUUUCCUUAUAUUUUGCUAAACUUGAAGACGACAAUUAAAACAUACUAAUGGUACAUCACCAGUCCCAUGAAACGAUUUUUAAAAAAUUUUAUCAAAUUAAUUCAUACUGGAUCUACAAAAGAAAAUGGAACUUUAAUGAGUGCCCUAGUCAAAUGUUCUCUGUCAAAUUAGAGAAAAGUUAAUUAGUUGUGUCAAAGAAAUAAGAGCUGCAUCAAAUUAUUAUCUUUUUAUUAAGCCGUUAGAAAAGCUCGGGCUAAUUCAGUCCUGGUGUUUUCUCUAACUAUCGAUCUACAAAACACAGAUUGUGUGAUAUGUAGUUAUUGUACUAUACAUGCACUCUACGUAGUUUCCCAGAUAGACCUUUUUAGGUAAAAAAUGUAAUAUCAAUAAUUUGUUAUUAUUAUUAUUAUUGUUAUUAUUAGUAUUAGUAUUGUUAUUAUUAUUAUUAUAUUAUUGUUAUUAUCAUUAUUAUCUAAUUUAAGCUACCAGCUGAUGGUCCAGUGCUGGCAAGUGAAACCAAAUGAUCGACCGACAUUUUCCGUACUGAAGGACAAGAUCACAAGCAUGAUGAAAAAUAAUAACGUAAGUUGAUUAUCGAUAAUAAGAUAAAUUGUCACUUAACUGUUGAAAGAGAUGUAUUUACAGAAUAGAACAGAAAACAAAACAAAAAUAGAAACACAAACAAAGAUCACUUACACAAACAAAUGCAGCUCAGCCUCCUAUAGCCUUAACGAUCGGGCCUUAACGACAGUUCACUAACAUGAGGUAUUGGUUCAACUCCGAACCAAUUCAGGCACCUUGAAGCUCGGUCAAUCGCAAAAUUCUCGAAUCCGAUUGGUUGUCAGCAGCCUUUAUUUCUUGCUUUAUUUGGCUGACAAAGUCGUAUUGGUAUUCAAUAAAAUAUCAGUUGACCAUCUGCCAAAUUUUCAGCACAGGCAGCCCAGACUUUAUGAGAGUUCGUUGGAAUUUGAAUUUUAAAGCUACAAUCGUGGACAAAAGUCCUUUGGACAGUGCUGCACUAUUCAUAUUUUUCUUUCAUCUCUUGGUUCCCUCAUAAAAUAGUGCAUCCUUUUCAAAAUUUUUUUGCAGUUCGCCCUCCCCCUACCCUACACAAAGUUGAAACUCGGAAAAAAAAUUCUGGAUAAACGCGUCCAACAUUGAUUGUGGGGUGAGGGGAGGGGUUGGACUGGUGUGAAUUGGAAAACGCCCCCGAAAUGCAAAGUGUCCCAAGACUUUUGUCCAUGACUGUAGUUGUGUAAAUUAUCGGCCUCGCACGCGAGUUUACCUGUUGCACCCAGUCAAAUCGACCCAGGUAACCUUCCACCGUGCAACUCGUGUCCGAUUCCGAGCGAAGGCAAAUUGUCGAGCUGACGCUAGCUUUAAGUGACCGUUGAUUACGUCAAGUCCAGGUGUCCAAAGCAUCGGGAAAAAAAAUUCGAUAGAAAUAAGUUUGAAAUCCAGCGCUUUGUGAGCGGUUAUGAUGAGACUACAGAAGCAUAAGAGAGAAAGACACAUUGUCGGCAGAUCCGUUAUCGGCAAUCUUGGUAAGUUUAGACUAUUUUUAUCGGAUUUAUGGAGCUUUAAGUCAUAGACGGUAGGAUUCAGACUCAAGAACCUUUCCUUUAUUUUUUUUAUUGUAAGGACAACUGAAUCAAAAUCUAAAACAAGCCAAAACGACUUACACGUAGAUUGUUCCAAUGUUUUUCUCUUCCCCGUGCUCGUUUCUGUUCCCCGUUCCCCUUUUUAGUAACCGCCGUUCAAAGGGUAAGCACGAUACUUUUAUAUUUUAGGAGACUUACGUGAACAUGGAAAAGUAUGACACCAGCGAAUAUGGUUUCAUUGACGACUUCUUGGAAUAGAAGCAGAUCAAAUCCGUUCUUACUGAGUCUUUCACUCAAGAUACCUUUUUUCAGGAACUUGCUCAGUUUUAUUUGUGGGCAACUACUUGCUGUCAGCUUACACGCUCUCAAGUCUUAAGGAGAGGCAUUUUUUUUAAUAAUGUAGCGCGCAGUCUAAGGGAGUAUAAAUGACGUUAACAUAUCUAGUAUUCAUUAAUGAAUAAAUGCAACAUGGCAUAAACAGGAACGAACGAUCUACGUUGUACCUUUAUUGCUUCAAAGGCUGCUGAUACUAUAAUUGGUUACAACCUAAUUAUGUCCCUGAAAAAUAUAAUGAGCUGAGAGUUACACCGGUAAAAACUGUUAAGCCUUCUUUUUAAAUUUGGUAAAAUUAACCCUAGUCAGGCUCUGGAGGCCCAUUUAAUGAAAACAAAAAUAAAAAAUAAAAAACUGGUCAAGCCAUGACCUCAAGACCUAACGGCUUCAUCUUAAACGUGUUUGAUCUGGAAACAUUUUGAAGUCGUAAUGACGUGCUCGUCAACAAUAACGUUACCGAAGCAACCGAGUCUUGACAGCCAUGUUUUUACAAAACUUGCAGCUUCUUCUACAAAAGGGUUAUAUUUCUAUUUUUACUUAUUGUAUCUGAUCAAUUGAACAUAAUUAAGUAUUUAUUUAUCAAAUUAAUCACUACUGUGAUCCAGGCUUUUUAAAGACUAAUUUGAGGAAAAAAACGUGUAUAUAGAGUGACCGAAUAGCAGAUCCUGAAUUCAAUUUUAGCAGUGUUCAUUUCUCUCGCUUCCUUUUUAAGAUGUUCUUCAAAAGCCUUAACACUUAGGAAGAUCGAAAGCCAAUUACUUGUAUUAUCUGAUAUUCAGGGGAAAACUGCUCUCACAAUUGCAACAGCUAAAAAAGUCGUCCCCACUGUAAUAAAGGCUAUCUUGAGACUUUUUACACUUGGUCUUGGAGCGCUGGAGGACUGCUGUGCGGUGGGUAAUUGUGCAGCAGUUGAACUCAGGGAAGCUGAUUGA
Molecule: messenger RNA, 7640 nt
Organism: Porites evermanni
Lineage: Eukaryota; Metazoa; Cnidaria; Anthozoa; Scleractinia; Poritidae
Source: the annotation of a GenBank genome assembly